CAUGAAGACAUACAAGCUGGACUUGCUCUCUCUCUUCUAAUUUUCCGAUCGCUAUUCGCAAAAUCUCACAUCAAAGUCAAGCGGCCGUGUUCUCAAGUUCACAGAAUAAUCAAAAAUGGCAAACUCCACAGAUACCAGAGUGAAUGAGGCACAAGCCCAUGACACUUGGUUCCCAGGCAUGGACCCCAUCGACGUUGCCGAACUCUGCAGAAUCAGACCCAGAAAUUGGUUAGCCUUCCACGAUGAAGCACAACAUCAUCACAACCCACCAAGUCAACAGAUAUCGACACCCGUCUUGACAGAGAACCCUCCCAGCUUCAGCACAAAGCGCAUCCGCGACUCGAUCUGCGUCUACAAGGAUCGCAAAUCAAAACCCCGUCGUCAAGUCCGCAGAAAGCCAAACGAGUUGUCAGAACCCACCGUCACCGACGACGAAGUGAGCGAGCGCCAGUCAACGUCUCUCAAAAGCGAUAGCAUUCGCAGUCAAGCAAGCAUUCUCUCCAAACUAGUCGUCAAGAAAGCGGCAAAAAGCUUCUGCGUCUUCAUGCUCUGCACACCACCAGACGAUUACACAGCUCCACCCUCCAGAGCCGUCUCUUUACCAGCAAAUGCUUCGACCACUUCAAAGAUCGCCAACAAGUUCUGGACUUUUGUCGAUGGCGAAUCACGCUACCCACCUCAAGCAAAAUCAGAAUCUAGAGCAAACCUCACAAGCUCAACCCUCAGACCCAGAGACGGCGCCGCGGCUAUAAAUCAUGGCUCGACCACCACCAUCAGCCAUGUUGAAGGUCCCGAUCCGAACAAUACACCCAGACGCUUCCCCAUCUUCGACACAGACAUUUGGAAAUCAGCACGCAGACCAUCAUCACUCCUUUCCAUGCAUUCUCAAGCAUCACAAAAAACAUAUACAUCCACUCGCCCGCUGCCACCAACACCAUACCUCACACCUCACUCACCAGACGAAGAAUACGUCUCAUACAAUCACCGCGAGUGGAUCCCCGAGCAAGACAUUUCUCCCUGCACGAGCAUCCACGGCGACGGAACAUCAAAUUGCCAGACCGAUGUUAGAAGGGCAUCUGAUAUGCAUAGCCAGCAUUGUGGCUGGGAUCUUGGAGGUUCUUCUGUGACUUCUGCCGAAAGUGUUUACAGCAAAGUCAACAGUUCCAGAGAGCAGAGUUUUGCUGAUGAUAUUUGAUGGAAUUGGAUAGAAGCAAGGAAGACAGGAGAGGAAGGAAAACAUUGCGGGACACUAUAGAAGGAGGAAUGAUAGAUUGGGGUGGAAAACUGUUGAGGCUCAUCUCACGCCUCGUAAGCGUGCUUGAUAAGGCUCUGCGGUAUCUGGUCUCAUAUGAUGCGAUAAG
Aureobasidium pullulans EXF-150 is the source of this 1361-nucleotide messenger RNA. RefSeq lists its product as uncharacterized. The coding region runs from base 116 to 1195 and encodes 359 amino acids. NCBI's taxonomy places the organism in Eukaryota, Fungi, Ascomycota, Dothideomycetes, Dothideales, Saccotheciaceae. The record is from RefSeq and is a predicted model, not a curated record. The transcript has a single exon.